CCUGUUGGAAAGCCGAUGAGUACGAAAAAGCCCAAAAGUCCAGAAGGAUUUUCUCCGUAGAAUCAUAGUGACGUCGAUCUCAGCGUUGACAGCAUCCGCAACUUCGAUUGGCAUUUUUCUCUCUUGAGCUUUUCCAUUUUACGAUAAUGUCGUGGCGACUGGACUCGGUUCGCGUCUCAGAAGUAGACGGUAUCGACUUGGAAAUACUGGGAGUAAGCCUAUUCAUCGUACUCUUGAUUCUGAUCAUCGUUUCGGCAGCAUUUGGGCGUGACCACUACGUCUACUAUUUUCGUAUAGCUAGAACCCCUACUAGUUCAGAUGAGAAGUGUCGAGACCGGAAAAACGUUGAAGAAAUAGUCGGGACAAUCAAAUACGACAAUGACUACACCCCAGCACAGCCUUAUUUAGAGUGGUCCAAAGACGUGAUCGUCAACCCAAUGAACCCAGAAAUUGGCAUCCCUCAUGAAAUUGAGGAUGACUCCACAUGGAUAGACGAGGAGGAGGUGGAGAAUGAAUAGACGGAAUAGCCUCUUCCACGGUUGUCUCAACUAAAGUAGCUCGCUGAAAUGCUUUUAUUUUGUUUUCAUCCUGUUCAGAGAUAUCCAGGUUAAGAAAAAUGACGUAAAAAUAUAAGGAAGAUGUGAAAACACACAAAUUCAAGCACUGAUCCAAGAUACUUUUGAAUUUAGCCCAAAAUCCAAACAUCCUGUCAAUUUUUUGAAACUACGAUAAAUAAAAAAACUCAAAAACAAAA
Molecule: messenger RNA, 754 nt
Organism: Venturia canescens
Lineage: Eukaryota; Metazoa; Arthropoda; Insecta; Hymenoptera; Ichneumonidae
Exons: 3
Coding region: 147-518 (123 amino acids)
Source: RefSeq, a predicted model, not a curated record